GAAAUGUGUCUAUAAUAUAAUACAAAUCUAAGCCUUUCGCCGUUUUGUUCCAACACUAUCACGACCACCGGUUUUAGUCCAUGGAAGGGAUUUCUUUUCUUUGCCUUCGUGACGUUUACGUUUACGUUCUUCAGAUUUCUUGACUGCUUUGUUACCUCCUUGAGCACGUAAGACUUCUUUUUGAGCUUCUUCAACGCGUUUACGUUUCUCAGAAUCUUUGAGGUAGUAAGCCUUUUUACCUUCUCCUCUCUUAUCACGCUCCUCUUUCUUGAUUUUUCUGAGUGCUUCCUUUUCAAUAUCCUUCUUUUGAGAAGUCUUGGCUUGGGAGCUCAUGCGCUGUAUUUCAUGAGUCAACCUAUCCACUUCUGCUUGGUGUUCUUCGAUCAAGUAUGUUUUGUCUUCUGAUUGACCAGGUAGAGAGCGUGCUCUACGGAUAUUUAGCUGUGCCGCCUUGAGUUGUUCCUUUGCUUCUGCUACUUCCUUUGAUAGAGAGCCCUUCAAGAAUGAGAAUGACUUUUCGAAGAGAUCUUGUGAGAAGUUACCGCUAAGGGAGAGAAAACGUGGAUCGCGUGAUCUGAUUUUAUCGACUUCUACAACUUCUCUCUUUCUGCUCGUUGGUCUCUUGCUGGUGACUUCAGUUGGUGCGUGUUUGUUGGCUCUCUUUUGUAACUCUUUACGCUCCUUUUCUUUGUUAUCUUUUCCUUUAGACUGCUGUUUCUCCCAAAGUUCCUCUUUGGCUUUGGCUAUCGCUUCGGCUCUCUUUGAUUUGCGCUUGUCUGCCUCUUCGUUGUCGUUGCUGUCGUCUAAACGGGAGGAAGCCUCUGCAAGUGCUGAGAGUGGUAGAGAGUUGUAUUGUGCCUCUACGUCAUCGAUAUCUUCUUCCUCGUUGGAUGAGGCAGCUGAAGGAAUUUCACUAGAUCCAUCUUCAUUCUCGUAGUCAUCCUCUAUUUCCUCACCCCCGAUUCUCUGUCUAUCCGCCUCAAAUUCGUCCUCCUCUUCCAAAUCCUCAUCAUCUAGGUAUUGUGCAACGGGCGUAUGAUCAAUAUCAGUUGACUGCACAAUAUCAUCAUCAUCAUCUGAGUCAUCCUCGUAUAACGCCUUUUUUGGUUUUUCCUCAAUUUCUGUCAUUUUGAUCGUUUCAAUAAAACGUUCAAGAUCUAAACUGUGAAGAUAAAAAUGGAAGAAAAUGUUUACAAUUCUGAUACUCAGCAAGCUAUAUCUGAGCAGCUAGAAUCACUCACACAGGGGUUGGCAAAUGAUGACGCAGCUCAAGAAGAGCAACAAGAAGAGCAUUAUCAGCCACCUUUCCUCCGUGAUGAACAUUCUGAGGAUCCUAAUGAAACUUACAAAGACGCUCAACAAACUCUAGAAGACGUCGCUCAGAGUGACGAUCAACAAGUUGUAGCAGCACCUAAUUUACCUAACAUUUCUAUUACGCCUACGCCUACACCACCAAUACCGGCUGCUGUCAACACUGACGUGAAAUCAUCCCAAUUACCUCCUUUGCCCGUACCAAAGGAUAGAAAAGAGAGCCUUGAAAUGCAGAUUCAAAAGGAUGAGCGUGACGUUGAUUCUUGGCUAGAUUUGAUUAGUUAUUUGGAUAGCCAAGGUCGUAACCUCGUAGGUGACGAGUUGGAAUCUUGGUGGACAGAGUAUACCAGAGUAUACGAUAACUUCUUUAAGAUUUGGCCCUGUGCUGUGAAACAAUGGCAGAAUUAUAUCGAUAAAUGCCUCAGUUUGACUCCACCGAGAAUGAAAAAAGUGGAAGAGAUAUUCAGUAAAGCGUUGAAACAGACGCCUUCACCUGAAUUUUGGUCGAGUUAUUUGAACUACAUCCGUCGUAACAACCAAGGCGCAGAAGGUAGACAGAUUGUUAUCAAAGCAUACGAGUUUGCCAUCUCACACGUUGGACAAGAUAAAGAUUCUGGCGAGAUUUGGCUCGGCUACAUUAGAUUUUUGAAGGAUGGUUCAGCGACGAACACAUGGGAGGAACAACAGCGAAUGGAUGCACUCAGAAGAACUUAUCAGAGGGCCGUCGUCAUCCCAAUUCAGAAUUUGGAAGCCAUUUGGAGAGAAUGGGAUUCAUUUGAAGGUUCAUUGAAUAAGGUUACAGCAAAAAAAUUCUUAGCAGAUAAGUCACCUGCUUACAUGACUGCAAGAUCAGCUCUCAGAGAAAUCAGAAGCUUGACUGAUCCACCGAUCAGUCUGUUCCAUAUCGAUGGCACCCUCGCAAAGGUUCCUAGCUGGACAGAGAGGGAACGUCAAGUGAUAAGUGCCUGGAAGCGUUACCUCGCAUGGGAAGAAGGUAAUCCAUUGGAGCUUGACGAUAAUAGUGCAAAACAUAGUAGAGUAUCAUAUGCAUACAAGAAAGCAUUGGUAUAUAUGCGUUUCUACCCAGAAUUCUGGUACCGUGCAUACAUGUCACACAAGUCAAUGGGUAAAGACGAAGAGGCUAUAAGUCUCCUCAAACAAGGCAGUGAAGCCAAUCCUGAGAGCUAUCUUCUAUCAUUCGCUUUAGCUGAAGUUGAAGAAAUUAACCACCGUUACAAAGAAGCACAUGAUAUAUUGAACAAUUUACUCACGUCCAUCAUCAACCAAACCAAAGAGAUUGAAAAUGGUAUUUUACGCCAACAAGCAGAAUUGAACAAUCAAUUGCCAAGUAUAGAGCAACAGGCUAAUGCUUCACAAGCAGCUGGCGAAAAUGAAGGCGAAGUCAGAGAGAAGAGACGUCUCGCUGAAGAUGAGAUCAAUACCAAGAAGGAAGCGAUCAGCAAAGCGAAAGCAAAAGAUAUUGAAGACCUUUGUAAAGGUGCUGGAUUAGUUUGGGUGAUGAAAAUGAGAUUGGGUAGAAGAACCGAAGGUAUCAAGGCCGCGAGAGCUGUAUUCAAGGAAGCUCGUUCAUCGCCAUACUGUACUUGGCAAGUAUUCGAAGCUGGAGCUAUGAUGGAAUACCACAGCUCAAAAGACUCCUCUGUUGCAACAAAGAUAUUCGAGCUUGGAUUGAAGCGCUUCACGACAGAGAUUGACUACGUUAUUAAGUAUUUGGAUUUCUUGAUUAACAUUAACGACGAAGGAAACGCACGCGCAUUGUUUGAGAGGAUAGCACCAAGUCUUCCAGCCGAUAAAGCCAGACCACUCUGGACACGCUGGGCAUCCUACGAAUACUUCUACUCAGAUCUACCAAGUGCAUUAAAACUCGAGCAAAGAUUAGCAGACACUUUCCCAGACGAACAACCACUGAGGAGGUUCGCAGAGAGACACACUCACCAGCGUAUUGAUAAGAUCGCGACGAAUGACCUUGGCUAUGGUGUCAAGCCACCUACAGCGCCUAUGAAGAUUGUAGAAGCUACUGCUGCGUCUGCAGCAACUAAACGGCCACCAGUUGACCUUGAAGAAGAGCGUAACAAGCGUAUGAGGAAGGAUCCACCAUCUGGUAGAAAUUCAAGGCAGACGUCACAACAGGGUCUUCCACAGCCUCCACAUCGCAACACACCUGUACCGAAUGUACAGAUUGGAGGUGCACCAAUACAUCUUGGAGGAGGUAGACCUGCACCAGUUGCAAUGAUGCCACCUAGACCGGCUGCUAAAGACCCCGUCGGUAUUUUCUUACAACAGUUGCCUCAAGCUAGGUACUUUGAUGGACCGAUGAUAAAUACAGAAGAUAUUUUGUUCGCCUUUAGGCACAUAAAUUUACCACCAGUUUAAAUUAUUUCAUCUUGUAGAUAUAAACUUCCUUGAAGAAUGCCAUCAAGUAAAC
Molecule: messenger RNA, 3757 nt
Organism: Wallemia mellicola CBS 633.66
Lineage: Eukaryota; Fungi; Basidiomycota; Wallemiomycetes; Wallemiales; Wallemiaceae
Product: Suf-domain-containing protein
Exons: 8
Coding region: 1177-3705 (842 amino acids)
Biological process (GO): mRNA 3'-end processing
Cellular component (GO): nucleus
Molecular function (GO): mRNA binding; protein binding
Source: RefSeq, a predicted model, not a curated record